CGGGGUCCAACUCACAUCCCCAACAUAGAAGAGGGCUACAUCUUUAGGACACAGAAAGCUAGACUGGGGUAAAUCGUUAUCGAAGAGGAAGGAGUGUGGCCUCCGCGCCACCAUAUGGAUACGGCAGGCGAUGAACAGGAGUACACAGCCCUCAGCCGGAAGCUGCAGAGCAAGGUAGAGGCGCUGAAGAUUCUGCGCUACGAGCUGGAAAAAUGUCGCACCGAGCGGGACCAAUUCAAGCUGAUGGCAGAGACGAUCCAGCUACGCUAUUCGGCCAUCAAGAACUCGCUCAAUUCCCCCGACUUUCAAGCGGCUGGCUUUGGGAACAGCUCGGCCGUAAGUUUGCUGGUGAAACAGACCCGCGAAAGGAACGAAGCGCUGACGACGGAGGUGGAAUCGCUCAAGCAGCGGCUGUACGAUCUGGAAGGAGACAUCAAGGUCGUGCGAGCGCGGAAUGUGGAGCUUCAGGAUACCUGCAACAAGCUACAUACGGCCAACGAAUCCAUACUCACCGCAAACGGGGACAAAAAGUGGCAGGAAGAUAAGUCCCUGCUGAUUGCCCAGUUGGAACUGCUGCGGAAGCGCAACGCACAGCUGCAGUACGAUUUCCGAUCGUUGCUGGACGAAAAGGAAGAAGUGGUCUCAGAACGGGAUGCGUACAAAUGCAAGGUGCAUCGAUUGAACCACGAACUGAACGUGGCACUGCGAGGAGCCACUGCAAAGAGCGAAGGACCAACGCAACCACUGCUGGACAUAGAUGCACUCGUCCUGGAGAACAAGUACCAGGCAGAGAAGAUAGCUACCGUCGAGAAUGAGCUUCUGCUUGCGCGACAAGCCGCCAGCAAGUACAAGUCGAUGCUGGAAACGAACCGAAAGAAGGGAAUCAUUAAAUUCGGCACUAACAACAAUAACAAAACUAUCAUGUCCCAUUCACAAGUUAAACAUCUGCUGGAGAAGGGAACGGUAGACGAGUUGCCGUUGAAAGCGGCCACAAUAUCCGACCUGAAAUCACUAUGCCUAGCUCUGCUGGAUAAUGUGAACGAUAAGAGCCUGGCUCUAGCUCAUCAGAAACGGACAAACAAGUUAUUAGCUAGCAAAAUUACGGAGCUAGAGCAACGGAUCAAGUUGCUUGCUGGAUGUGAUGAUAGGACAACGCUUGCGUCUCUGUCACCGUCACAGUAUCUGCUGAAUGGAUACAGUUCGGCAACUGUGGAUCAGCCGGAUCCGGAAGCGGAUCCGACGCUACAGCCUACACGAACGACACGCGAGGAAAUGCUGCCUCCGGAAGGACACAGUGGUUCUAGUGGACCAAGUCAUAGUGGGCAGCGGACGGAACCACCGUCUUCAAGUUCGAACAAGAGCGCUCUACUCAGUUGUUCCGAUGACGAUGACGAUGGCGUUGAAGGGAGCGACAACCACGUUGAUGAAGAUGUGGAGGAUAGACGAAGUGGUCGCCAGACGGGUGAAAGCACCGGAACAAACGCUUCCAACACGGAGGAACUAAAAGCAGCUGUCGCACAGCUGGUGGCGACGGUAGAGCGUGAGUUUGCCGAGGACGAAACGCCACUCCCCCCACUUCCGGAUGACAUCCUAGCGCUGGUCGAACAGUUCAUGCAGGCACCACCGGACAGCGACAGUCCGUCCUAAAACUCGCGAGACUAUUGUGUGCUGGUUCAGUUCUAGUUUAAGCCAGGUUGUGCUCGGUUUUCCCUCUUCACAACCCGCCAAGGAUAGGAAGGAAGAAGAAGGUGGUAAUCAGAUCCGCUUGUAUCCAACUUAUGCGUCCGAUCGUGACGUCACCAAAGAGCUGUUAUCGAAA
Molecule: messenger RNA, 1819 nt
Organism: Anopheles aquasalis
Lineage: Eukaryota; Metazoa; Arthropoda; Insecta; Diptera; Culicidae
Product: coiled-coil domain-containing protein 149-A
Source: RefSeq, a predicted model, not a curated record